Equus quagga is the source of this 2052-nucleotide messenger RNA. It is a transcript of the gene SPPL2C, whose product is annotated as signal peptide peptidase like 2C. Gene Ontology annotation, cellular component: lysosomal membrane; cytoplasmic side of endoplasmic reticulum membrane; lumenal side of endoplasmic reticulum membrane. Gene Ontology annotation, biological process: membrane protein proteolysis. The record is from RefSeq and is a predicted model, not a curated record. The transcript has a single exon. Lineage: Eukaryota; Metazoa; Chordata; Mammalia; Perissodactyla; Equidae. The coding region runs from base 1 to 2052 and encodes 683 amino acids. Gene Ontology annotation, molecular function: aspartic endopeptidase activity, intramembrane cleaving.
AUGGCGUGCCUGGGUUUCCUCCUCCUCCUCGCCAGCACUGUGGCCCAGGGGGAGUACGGUGUGGUCCACGUGGUGUCGGAGAACUGGAGCAAGGACUACUGCAUCCUCUUCAGCUCCGACUACAUCACCCUACCCCGAGACCUGAGCCACGCCCCACUCCUGCCCCUGUAUGAUGGCACCAUGGCACCCUGGUGCCCGGGCGAGGAGGACUCCUUCCACCAGGCCCAGCCCAGCUCCCCCAGCCAGCGGCCCCUCCGCCACACCACUGCCAUGGUCAUGAGGGGCAACUGCAGCUUCUACGCUAAGGGCUGGCUGGCUCAGGGCCAAGGUGCCCACGGGCUGCUCAUCGUGAGCCAGGUCAGCAGCCACCAGUGCUCAGACACCACCCCGGCGUCCCAGGACUCCCACCAGCCCCUGCCAGACCUCACCAUCCCAGUGGCCGUGCUCCGCUACACUGACAUGCUUGACAUCUUCAGCCACAUCCGUGAUGGCGCCGUCGUCCGUGUGGCCUUAUAUGCGCCCCCAGAGCCCAUCCUUGACUACAACAUGGUGGUCAUCUUCGUCCUGGCAGUAGGCACUGUGGCCAUGGGCGGCUACUGGGCCGGCAUGACUGAGGCUGACCGGCAGCAGCGGCACCGGGCCCGAGGAGGAGGGGGGCCUGGUGGUCACCAUCAGCAGCAAGCAGUUGCAGCCCAGGGAGGGCAGGAGGAAGAAGAGGACGCCCCAGUGGACUUCACGCCGGCCAUGACGGGCACAGUGGUCACCAUGUCCUGCUCCAUCAUGCUGCUACUCUACUUCUUCUACGACUGCUUUGUCUACGUCAUGAUCGCCAUCUUCGGCCUGGGCGCAGGCACCGGCCUCUACAGCUGCUUGGCACCCCUGGUGUGCCAGCUGCCCCUGCAGCAACACCAGUGGCUCCUGCCUGGCCGCCAGGCCCGUCUGCAGCUGGCCCUGAUGCUGCUGGCCAGCCUGUGCACAGUGGUGACCAUCCUCUGGGUGGCCUACCGCAACGAGGACCGCUGGGCAUGGCUCCUGCAGGACACGCUGGGCGUGGCCUACUGCCUUUUCAUCCUGCAGCGCGUGCGGCUGCCCACACUCAAGAACUGCACCUCCUUCCUGCUGGGCCUGCUGGCCUUUGACGUCUUCUUUGUCUUCGUCACGCCCCUCCUCACCAGGACUGGCGAGAGUGUCAUGGUGGAGGUGGCCUCGGGCCCGGCAGAUUCCUUGAGCCAUGAGAGGCUGCCCAUGGUGCUCAAAGUGCCACAGCUGAGCUUCUCAGCCUUGACCCUGUGUGACCAGCCCUUCUCCAUCCUUGGCUUCGGUGACAUCGUGGUCCCAGGCUUUCUGGUGGCCUACUGUCACCGCUUCGAUAUGCAGAUCAGCUCACGCCAGGUCUACUUCAUGGCCUGCACAGUGGCUUAUGCCGUGGGCCUGCUGGUCACUUUUGUUGCCAUGGUCUUCAUGCAGAUGGGCCAGCCUGCCUUGCUCUAUCUGGUGUCCAGCACGCUGCUCACCAGCCUGGCCGUGGCUGCCUGCCGCCGGGAGCUCACCCUCUUCUGGACUGGCCAGGGCAGAGCCAAGAUGCCUGCCCGGCCUGUGGCAGGGCUCUGCGGUGCCCCCUCUGUUGGCUCUGAGCAGAAGCAGGGGGAUGCAGCAGAUGUCCACACAGUCAGCAAGUUUGAGGGGGCCACCAGCCACCUGUCAGGGGAUUUAGACAGCAACCUUGAGGAGGACACAGCUGAGAUUGUCACCAUAUCUGAGGAUGAAGCCACCAGCCCAGAGAGCCACAGUGAUAGCUCUGAGGGCUGGAGUGAUGCCAAUCUGGAUCCUGAUGAGCUGCCUUGUGCCUCCCCUGGGGCCUCGGAGGAGCUGAUAUCAGUAAUGCCGAUGGCCAUGCUGAUACCACUGAUACCACUAAUGCCUCCGCCCUCGGAGCUGGGCCAUGCCCAUGCCCAGGCCCAGGCCCACGAUGCCGGCCUGCCCUGGAUGGGGUUCCACAAGAGGAAAGGCUUAAAGAUAAAGAAAAGUAUGUCGACUCAGUCCCCCUUGUGA